UUGUCUAUUAUUAUUACUUUGAAAUUGCGUAAACCUGGGGUAAAUUCUGAAGCUGGAAUGCGAAAAAGAAAACGAGUAUUAUCAAACAGGAUAUUUCUCUAAAGAUUGGGAGUUGUGGUCGAAUACCGCACAAUGCAAAAUGCUAAACUGUGUUUAUAAUCGCCUCAAGGAAAUUAAAGUAUUGGCCUGAUGUUGUGCAUUUGAGCUGAGGAGGUUGUAUGGAAAAAAUCUCUUCUUUACGGGAUUGUGAUUUGUUUGAAAUGGAGGAAAGUUGCAUCGAACGACAGGAAGAAGAACUGCAAGCUCUUCAAGCUAUUUACAUGGACGACUUCCAAGAUUUGAGAGAAAAGCCUGAUGAACCUCCAAAGGUUUGUUUGAAGUUGACUCCACUGCAAAGUGUUGUGGCCAAGGAGGUGUAUGCCAGAGUUGAUUUGAUCAUUCAGUACAGAGCAGACUAUCCUAAUCGGAGUCCAAAGCUCUCUCUGUGUAAUGCUGAAGGUAUUUCGGAGGUAGAUUGCAAUACGCUUCAAGAUGAGCUUCGUAAGAUGGCUGCUGAUCUUGUUGGUGAGGUGAUGGUUCUGCAAUUAGCACAUCAUGUUCAAACGUGUCUCCACCAACACAACAAACCGCAGUUAUCAUUUUAUGACAAAAUGAUGGCUGAUAAGCGUAAAGAAGAGGAGAGAAUCCAAGCUGCAGAGCGCCAAAGAUUGCAAAUGGAAAUUGAAGCUAAGAAAGAACGAGAAGAAAAUGAGGAACGAGAGAUAGAAGAAGAGCUACAAAGGAGAGAUGAAGCUAUGAAAGAGAGCAAACGACGGAGAACUGUUGUUAUUCCAGAAAAGAACAUUAAGACAGAUCCGGCGGCCGAGAGUGUAAAGACGAAAGAUCCUGACACCAGCCCAACGGAACGCGAUGAACCUGUGCCCGACUUCUCAUUCUUCUCGGGAGUUCCCGGAAAAUCUCGAGUCAAAUGCGACUUUGAGGAGUUGCAGUUUCUUGGAAAAGGAGGUUUUGGAAAUGUCAUUAAGGUGCGAAAUAAGCUGGACAACUGCUUUUACGCUGUGAAGCGGAUUCCUUUGAACCCAAAGAGCACUCAGUUUAAGAAGAGGAUCAUGCGUGAGGUACAACUGAUCAGCCGGCUGAAUCACGAGAAUGUUGUGAGAUAUUACAAUUCCUGGAUCGAAAACGCUGAAGAACAGCAGCAGGAAAAGGAUCAAACGGCAGACGAGAAACAUCCCAAAGACAUGCCAUCAGAAGAAGAAAGUCUUGUGAAAUUCAAUAAGAUCGAAGCACCGAGAGUAAGAGGUAGUAGAAAUGACAUAGAAGAAUCGUGGUGGCAAGACGAUGAAAAAUUGGGGAAGAAUGGAUCCGAUUCGUCUUCAAGUGAUUCGCAGGAAUCGAUUCGAAGUCCAAGUAAAGUAACGUCAUCCAAGAGUCACAGUGUGUCAUUCUUCAGUAGUAAGUCUGAGUCGUCUGAAGGGGUGGUGUUCACAGGAAAUUUUGAUGCGUCGGUUCUUCAGUUUGGAGACUUGUUAGAUUCAGAGUCCGAAGAUUCUGAUGACGGAGUGGAAUGGCAGGAGACUGGAAGCGAGUCCAGUACAGAACAAGCUGGGUUACAGUAUUUGUACAUCCAGAUGGAGUACUGUGAGAAGAGCACUUUAAGGAACCUCAUUGACGAGGGCUUGCAUAAAGAUAAGGAGCGAAUUUGGAGGCUUUUUAGAGAGAUCGUGGAGGGCCUGGUACACAUUCACACACAGGGCAUUAUUCAUCGGGAUCUUAAGCCCGUAAACUUGUUCCUAGAUUCUCUCGGUUGCAUCAAAAUAGGCGACUUUGGCCUUGCAACAACGCACGGCAUGACACGCGGAGGCAUGGGCACUGAGUGCCCAGAUUCAAUUGUUAAUGGCGAGUCUUCGAAGAUGAACUCAAGCGCUAAAGAAAGUAUGACAGGCAAAGUUGGUACGACCCUGUAGGUCGCUCCCGAGUUGGGAAAACGUUCUCGCGGCCGAGUGAAGUACAGUCAAAAGGUUGACUUGUAUAGUUUGGGGAUUAUCUUCUUUGAGAUGUGUUACAAGCCUUUAACAACUUCUAUGGAGAGGGUCAAAGUUUUGGGCAAUCUACGAACGGAAGGAAUCAUCUUCCCGAGUGAUUUUGAACACAAGCGCCUUGCUAAACAAACGAUCGUCCUCAAGUGGCUCCUCAAACAUACCCCCGAGGAACGCCCUACUUCUCAAGAACUACUUCAAAGCCAGUAUGUGCCGCCUAAGAUUGAAGAUGGUCAGUUGGACGAAGUGCUCAAACAUACGCUCGCGUCAACGAACUCUACUCGCUACCAGCGUAUGAUGAAGGCCAUGUUCUCGCAAAGCGUUUCUUCAGUUCAAGACAUAACUUACGAUCUUGAUGUUUUCACGGGACCGGUUUCACCACAUGCCAUCCUUGUGCAACAAAUGGUUCACGAAAGCGUGAAAUCCGUGUUUUUAAGACACGGCGCGCUACGGUUAAGAACGUCGCUUCUUGUGCCGCGCACGAAGUUAUUUGAACAGCUGGAAUUUGCUGUUAGCGUUAUGGACCACAGUGGCACGCUUGUCACGCUCCCUUUCGAUCUCAGGAUACCGUUUGCGCGUUAUUUCGCUCGAAAUGGGGUCGUCAACAUGAAAAGGUUUGACAUCGGAUGCGUGUAUCGUGAUAAGAAGAUUCUGGGUGCCCACCCCAGGGAACUUUACGAUUGUGUAUUUGAUAUCGUAACCAGCUCGUCGGAAGACCUUGUGCCCGACGCUGAGGUUUUACAUACGGUAUUCGAGAUAAUAAACGAGUUUCCUUCGCUGGGUUCGCGGAAUUAUUACAUCAGGAUCAACCAUGGAGCUCUUUUGGGCUGUUAUCUGACUUCUAUAGGUGUAUCGGGUGAGCGUCAGGCCGAACUGUUGGCAAUUUUGAAAGAAAUUCGCAGUGAGAGUGACCGAAAUGUUCAGAUUAAUGAGUUUGUUGAAAGUUUGCAGCUGAGUGAUCACGCAGCGACGGCACUAUGCGAAUUCUUAAACUUCGAAGGCCCCGUGAAUAAAUUACGCGAGUAUCUGAUCGGGACAAUGAAGCGAAAAUCUUCGGUCGCCCAGACUGCGCGACAAAUUGUCCACGAUCUGGAAGCGAUCACGCAGCACGUACAAACAUUCAAGAUCAAUCUUCCUGUGAAAGUCAACACGUCUAUGGUUUAUAACUACCAGCAUUUCUCAGGUUUGAUUUUCCAGUUUGUAGCCGCAAACAGGCGGAAACGGAAGCGAGGGGGCGUGGAUAUUUUAGCAGCUGGAGGAAGAUACGAUAAGCUGAUAAAAGAAUUCAGCCGGGGAGGAGAAGCUACUCACCCCUCCCAUGGAGCGGUGGGUGUCAGUAUCGCGAUUGAGAAAAUUGUGGCCGCUGUUUUGGAAGACAAAGACGUCAGCAAUCUGUGUCCCUAUGAUGUCUUGGUCUGUUCAGCUGGGCGUAACCGAAUGGAAGCCGAGCGCAUGCGUCUUGCACAUGAUUUGUGGGAAUGUGGCAUCAAAGCAAACAUUUGCUAUGAUUCAAAAGACAUGGUAUCUCUGGAGGAGCAGCAGGAGUUUUGUAAACAAAGUGGAAUUCAACAUAUGGUGGUAUUGAAAGAGCAGGAGGGCGAAAGCGUGAGGGUGCGAUCUUUUGACAAAGAAAGUGUCAAAGAGUCUCGCGUAAAGAGAAAGGAACUUGUGGCCCAUCUUCAAGGGAAGUUCUCUUCAAAGCCUGAAUCGACAGAGUCCUCUGCACCCCAGGGUAAUAAGGGCGCUAGCACACAAAGCAGUAACGAGACGAGUUCUCCGGUUGUUCCGGAAAUGAAAGUCUCGUUUAACACCCAGGAGAAGUGGGCCUGGAACACUAAGAGGAGAUACGAAAGCUUGAUGAUGUCCAAGAUUAAACCUCUUUUGACGCACAUCAGCUCCAAGAAUGCUGUGGAACUUAUUGCGGUUGACCUGCCUGGUAGUGUUUUACGCUAUAUGUCGGGAAUGCUGGAACUGGAUGCAGGCCAGGACGCAUUCGAUGCCAGCGUUGCAACCAUUGCAGAUAAAAACCCGCGUUACAAGAAAUAUCUUGGGCGCGUUUGCGACGACAUCAGGGACCUUAAAGUUACUAAGAAAGUCCCAGUAGUUUUCGUCUAUAGUGUAAAGGAUGAAAUGUUCAAAACAUUUUUCUAGUUGAAAUUUUUCUACCAACCCAGGCUAUUUUGUCAUAGCUAGACAUUUUCAGCAGUCGCUGAGUUAAUGGAUGUUGUUGGCUCGUUAUACAAGUCACACAACUUCUGUAACAGUAUCUCUAUUUUUAGAAUUCUGAUCGCGCAGAAGAUGGCAAGUUAUUACUAGUACUGUAAAGACAGCUAGUCUCGGAGACCAUAAAGGAUAAGUUUUGUAUGACAGUUAAAUAGAUAGAGAAAUAAAUCAAUGAUGGCUUAAUCAUUGAUAUCUCGAUUCCCUUAUCUUUGUCUACUUCUGGUAAAACCAAGUAAUUUGAUUGUAACAACUGCGGUGUUGAUACUGUAAAUUGCCUAUUGUAAAAAGUUUCUAAAGCUGUGGUUAAACGUUGGCCCUUUGUCAUUCGCGCAAAAAAAUAUCCCAUGAUAGUACAUAAUUGAGACAA
Stylophora pistillata is the source of this 4629-nucleotide messenger RNA. Its product is annotated as eIF-2-alpha kinase GCN2. The record is from RefSeq and is a predicted model, not a curated record. Gene Ontology annotation, biological process: DNA damage checkpoint signaling; regulation of translational initiation by eIF2 alpha phosphorylation. Gene Ontology annotation, molecular function: eukaryotic translation initiation factor 2alpha kinase activity; protein binding; ATP binding. NCBI's taxonomy places the organism in Eukaryota, Metazoa, Cnidaria, Anthozoa, Scleractinia, Pocilloporidae. Gene Ontology annotation, cellular component: cytoplasm; nucleus.